AUGGUGGAGACAGAAGCAUCAGCCGAGACCGAUCUCCAAAGGUACCUAAAGAAAACAUCUGACGACUCUGGCAAUCCCCCACCCGUACCACCGAAAGACUCACCCUCGGUGUCAAGCAAUGUCGACUCCCACUUCAUCUCCCGAAGCAUAUCUCGAACAGAUUCCAUUUUCUCUUUCUCCCGCGCAACCUUCAGUAGCCAAUGGUCCAGUCUCACUUCCAUGAAGUUACCUUCCUCCGAAUCGCUCUCUACUAGCAUAUCUGCUAUAUAUACAGCACAUAAAGCCAUCAGGGCGUUGACAAAUGCGGCGGAUCAAAUACAAAUGUGGGCUGGAAAAGCGAUCAAGAUCCUAAGCAAUCUGGAUGCAGACGACGACGUCGAAUGGGCUGCGGCUGCAGGACGAGAAGGCCUAGAUGAGACUGACAAGGCUGUGCGGAAGUUCGAAACACUGGUAAAUGUGUACGUGCAAGCGAUAGACGAACUGCAGAUGCGGCCCGAUGUUGGUGAGGUUGAAGCAAAGGAUCUACAGGACGUUGUUGACCAGAUGGAAUCGACCCUCGCAGAUUGGGAGGAUGUCCGAAAUUCGUUGAAGGCUGUGCACAAUCAAGUGGAACUGGCUAUGGAAUGGGAAGAGUUGUGGGGUACUGUGCUCGGAGAUGUUGGUGAAGAGAUGGACAGCUUAGGCCGACUUGUCUUUGAGAUGGAAGAAAAGAGACAUAUGUCAAUGCGUGAGGAUGCCCACACCGAUGUCAGCGAAGGAUUCGACCUAAACGAGCUGGAAAACAUGCUUCAUGAAGGUCCGAAAAGAGCCUCAAACUCAGCCACCAAUCGCUUUAGCCUGCCUUUCGGUUUCUCAUCCUCGCCAUUGGAAUCUUCUGCGUUUGAUAAGACACAAAAUGAUUCAAAUUUGUUGGCCUUAUUUGCCCGUAUGCAACCACUUCGGGCUUCCCUCGACUUCUUGCCAAUGCGUCUCUCCAUGUUCAAAGCACGGGCUGAGGAGGUCUUUCCAACUGCGUGCAUAGAAUUGGAGGAGAAGAGGACGCGGUUGGAGAAAGGCUGGAAGACAUUGGAAAAGGAAGCCGAGGACCUCCGAAGAGAACUGGGUGAGGACCGAUGGAUACUGGUCUUCCGCAAUGCUGGUAGGCAGGCGCAGAAGAUGUGUGAAUCCGUCGAGAGAAGCAUUACAAAGCUACAAGAAGCAAUCGACGCAGGAGCGCAGCACAACAAUCGAACAGCCCUUGCUAAGAAAGUCGAAAAUUUCGAGGCCAAACGCAUGCACUAUGGGCCUGCGAUUGAUCGUGUUCUGUCUAUCAUUCACAAAGGUGUCCGGGAUCGACUCACAGUCAAUGGAGAGAUCCUAAGAUUGCAUGCCGACAUGACUUCUCGGGUCCAAGCAAUGCAUCAAUCGAUGAACAUCAUGGAGGCCACUCUCGAAGAGUCCAAUGCCAAUCACAAUUCUGAGCUGCGAGACUCAAUAUCGAGUAUCAUUUCCAUGGAUCGGUCAAUGACGAGCAGCUUCAACGAGACGCCAGGUUCAUCUCCUGCUUCGUCGGUUGUUCUUUCCGGUGGCAAGCACGAUACACCGCCAGCAAAUGGGACUCGUGGGUAUCGAUCGACUUCUUCUUCACGUCCUCCAACUGGUCAUAAACGCUAUGCAUCAUCGCUGAAUAAACGACCGGCAACGCCCCUCUCAUCGCAUUCCGCUAGCACCCUUCCAGCUAGAACUGCAUCUCCUUCGCCUGGCCAGCCGUCUGUCUAUCGCCAAGGUAUAUACAAGCCUCCCACUGCCCCACUACCUCGACCAGCUGCCACUCCACUCAGCAACAAGCCUAGAUGGAGCAGUAGCGGUAAACCCAGCAACCCAAAACCUGCUUAUGGUGCCAGGACUGCUUCAGGUACAAUGUCGUCCCCGCUGGGUAGGCAUCAUCAGCCCUCUCGAUCGGGGUCCUCAUUUUCCUCUUUACCAGCCCCAAGUCCAUUGAGUCGAGAAGCAACAAGCUCGCCCAAUAUUCCACCAACAAACGCCAUGCGACGAGCGUCGAAUCUGCAAUCCUUUGCUGAACGAGUUUGCACCCCGGUCCCAGGAAGUGCUCAAAAUCCGCUGCCACACCAUCGUGGUCGCCACGUGACGGCGCCAGUCCACACAUCACCUCACCUUGGCACCAUCAGAUCUCCUUCAUCGCUAGCCGUCCACAACAGAAGCAAGCCUACAAUGAAUCGGGCACCUUCAUCACUUGCACACCAAAGAUCGUCUUCGAAGCCGCUGGCCUCGAAGACAAGCAAUCCAGUUUCGAGAGGCGACAGCGGGAUUGAUAUUGGCGAUGAUGAAGACUUGGAUCAUGACUUGGAGAAUCUCCAGCUGGACAGAGAAUUGAGCUCCAGUCCUUCAAUGAGACCUAGGCUAGCUCAGAAUCAACGACCAGGAUCUGUGGCAGGCAGGAGAUUGAGUAUGUUACCUCUUCCGACAAACAAAAUCAAAGGCAGUACUGUCAUCUCGAAUGCUAGCGGCAGAGAAAGCUCACUGAGCAAUAGGCCUGUUUGGAAGUGA
Messenger RNA from Endocarpon pusillum Z07020, 2547 nucleotides. RefSeq lists its product as uncharacterized. Gene Ontology annotation, cellular component: cell cortex; mating projection tip; spindle pole body. Lineage: Eukaryota; Fungi; Ascomycota; Eurotiomycetes; Verrucariales; Verrucariaceae. The coding region runs from base 1 to 2547 and encodes 848 amino acids. The record is from RefSeq and is a predicted model, not a curated record. The transcript has a single exon. Gene Ontology annotation, biological process: mitotic spindle orientation checkpoint signaling; establishment of spindle localization; nuclear migration along microtubule.